AUGGCACCAUCAACCCCAUCAGGGUCGAUCUUUGGCGGAGGAGGGGGAGGCCAGGGCGCUGCUGCGGGUCAAUCGACCAACACAUACAUCAUGCCCAGUUCUCCCAUGAAGAAAGCCGCUACGGAUGGGUAUAGGCCCAAGGUGACGCGCACUCUGGGCCAGCGUCCGGCCUGUCUGGUCAACGCCUCCGUCACGUACUGCGGGAACAACCAGAUUUAUGCUUUUGGUGGAUUCGACCAAUACACAGACGAGGUCUACAACCACGUCCUGCGCCUGGACCUGGUCAAACACGAAUGGAGUCUGGUCGAUAAUUAUGGGGAUAUCCCGGGUGUUCGCAUGGGCCAUACGGCUACACUCUACCAGGGCGAUAAACUCCUCGUAUUUGGAGGCGAGAACGAGCACCGUACCUACCUCUCCGACCUCAUCAUCUUCGACCUCAAGACUGCCCACUGGACGCAACCAACGGUGUCGGGGCCCGUUCCCAAAGGUCGAGCGAGACAUGCGGCGCUCCUGCAUGACGACAAGCUGUUCAUCAUCGGGGGCAUAACAGGUCAUGAUAACUAUGUGUUGGAUGAUAUAUGCUACAUUGAUCUCAAGACCUUUACCUGGUCCAGGCCAUGGCGCUUUGUGGGUAGAUUCGAUCACUCUGCCUACGUCUGGGGUGAUAGAAUUUGGGUCUUUGGUGGCCUGAGUGAGGAUAUGGAUAAAGUUAGCGACUUGUGGUGGCUUGACCUCAAGGGUAGCCCAGCCUUCGAGACCACACCACAGAUGGGCGCAUUCGACCGUUCAGGUCUGGGCAGCCGUGCGGGAAGCUCGCCGAGACCUCCUUACUCGAUCGGACAGGCACCCGCUGUUGGUGCUUCUGGUUAUGCAGCCAAUUCACGGACCGCACAAGUAAAUCCGCCCUCUUUCCAGCUCAAAAACUAUGCUCCCAUGGCCCCAGGAGCAAUCUCGUCGUUGAAGUUCCACUUCGGCCCGAACAUUCCUUCUCAAGGACCCGGUAUACACUUCCACGUAUACUCAUCUGGAACCCUCCUGGACUUUGUCACGCCUGCUGCCACCAUCACCUCGAAAGACUGUUCCCUGUCUGCGCUUGACUUGGGAUCCCUACGGUGGCAGAAAGUGGCAGAGGGGCGGGAAAUAUUCAAGUCUGGCUACACCUGGCAUUAUUGCACGAUGAAUGAGGAUGGUACGAAGGCAUGGCUGCUUGGCUGCCCCUCCGAUACGGGUGCUCCGGAUUUGGGUGGCAACGGGCUGGAAGAGUACCUGAGCGACAUCAUGGAAGUGGAUUUGCGUAAGUAUGGCUUCCUGGGUAAUCACCUGACCCCCGAGCCCCGCGCAGAGAUGGCGGAGCCCCUUGCACGAGCUCGUCGUGUGGACACUCCCUCGAAGGGACUCGGUGCAGACCUGGCGAAACUUUUUAACAAACCACCUGAGUCGGGGAGCGGGACGGACUUUGUUGUCACUGCGCUCUCUGGUGACCCAGACGAGCAGGAUCUGCUGGGCUCGGCCCUGAUUCGUGUGACUGAUGUGGCCGACGGCGAUCAAACGUGGUUGUCACCAGACGCACCGACGUCGCCUCCUAUCUAUGCGCAUCGACUCAUCCUCUAUGCUCGAUGGCCACAUUUUGCUCGGCUCUGGGAUUCUCAUAUGGCCGAGUUCCACAACAAGAAGAUGCACAUACCCGAACCAUAUUCAGUGGUGAAGGCUUUCCUCUACUACCUGUACACGGAUCGGAUCGAUCAGGCGCCGGAGGACGAGGGAGUCGAUGGGCCCAGCUCUGAUCUUACGGAUAUCGCAGGGCUGCUGGUCAUGUCCAACAUCUACAACAUCCCUCACCUGCGGCUUCUAUGCGUCAAUCGUCUCAGUAAGGAGCUGGACGUGGACCAUGCGUGUAUCAUCUGGUACUGUUCCGGCCUCGCGAGCGAGGAGUGGCUACGCAAGCGGGCGGCAGGGUUUUGCUUGACGCACUGGGGCCGCAUCGUGCGCACCACGGGCUUCCUGCGGCUCCCUCGCUCUGCUAUCGUCGAGCUGUCCCAGGAGAUCGAUACCGAGGGUCGUGUCAUUGGCGGCGAAGAGCUCGACAUGUUUGUCGAUGGCAGCCGGUACGGAGAAACGAGGAGGAAGGAAAGCCUCUCCAGCAACCAGACGCAGAUGCUGGAGGGCGACGAGGAGGUGGAAGAGGACGAUAACAUGGACUUGAACUAGGUGCACGUCACACUGAAAAGAGGUUCUCCCCCUGGAUGACAGAUAAGUGGGCGGCGUGCAUAGUCCGACUGUUCUCUAUAAGCUGCUACCUUUCGUUUAAGAGUACCUUGGGGAGGGGGAAAUGAAUUCAUUGCAAGGCGUUACAGGUGGUUUGGCUGGCUUUUUAUCACAUUGUCCAUUGCUAGAGACAGGACAUAGACGAGGGUCAAUUUAUUACGAACUCUUUUUUCCCCCGGAUCAAGGUCAGACGGUGAGUUCAGGACUUUUCGUUUCAAUCAAAAUCUUGCUUCUUUCCAC
Messenger RNA from Cryphonectria parasitica EP155, 2505 nucleotides. RefSeq lists its product as uncharacterized. Bases 1 to 2208 code for a protein of 735 amino acids. NCBI's taxonomy places the organism in Eukaryota, Fungi, Ascomycota, Sordariomycetes, Diaporthales, Cryphonectriaceae. The transcript is spliced from 4 exons. Gene Ontology annotation, cellular component: cell cortex of cell tip. Gene Ontology annotation, molecular function: protein binding. The record is from RefSeq and is a predicted model, not a curated record.